Molecule: messenger RNA, 1633 nt
Organism: Vicugna pacos (alpaca)
Lineage: Eukaryota; Metazoa; Chordata; Mammalia; Artiodactyla; Camelidae
Source: RefSeq, a predicted model, not a curated record
AAAUCAUAAGUCUCGAAACCCAGAGGCGAGAGCCUUGAGACACGUGCUUCAAAGUUCAGGGAAGGAUCAGACAAAGAAAAACUUGGCUGAGAAGCAGAAAUGUCUUUCAAAGAAAACAAGAAGAGCCUGAAGUCUCUCACUACCUUUCCUGGACAGCUGCCUUCUUUCGAGAUGCCCAGCUCAUUUGCCUGGAUUCACCACAAGAGAAGCAGCUUCUAACUCCAUUCCAUCAGCCAGAGCAAAGGAAUAUCACUUUUUGGAAGUGAUGCGGGUCCUUCUCCAUCUCCCAGUCCUUUUGGCUUCCCUGACCUUGUUCCAGGCUGCAGCAUCUGACACCAAUGCGCAGACCACCGCUGCCGCCAUGUCUGACGCCGUGCGUCAGGUCAAGGCUCACGUCAACAAGGCUUUCCUGGAUUCCCGGACCAGGCUGAAGGCUGCCAUGAGCUCUGAGGUGCCCACCACUCGACAGCUCUCAGAGUACCUCAAGCAUGCCAAGGGCCGGACGCGCACAGCCAUCCACAAUGGGCAGGUGUGGGAGGAGUCCUUAAAGAGACUGUGGCAGAAAGUGACCCAGACCAACGUCACAGACCCCAGCCUGGACUUGACUGCACUCUCUUGGGAGGUGGGCUGUGACGUCCCAGUUUCCGUGGUGAAAUGUGACGAGAACAGCCCUUACCGCACCAUCACAGGAGACUGUAAUAACGGGAGGCACCCCGCCCUGGGAGCCGCCAACCAGGCGUUGGCGCGCUGGCUGCCGGCAGAGUACGAGGACGGGCUCUCCCUGCCCUUCGGCUGGACGCGGGGGAAGAGGCGGAACGGCUUCCCUCUCCCGCUGGCCCGUGAGGUAUCCAACAAGAUUGUCGGCUACCUGAAUGAAGAGGGUGUUCUGGACCAGAACAGGUCCCUGCUCUUCAUGCAGUGGGGUCAGAUUGUGGACCACGACCUGGACUUUUCCCCGGACACGGAGCUGGGGAGCAGCGAGUACUCCAAAGCGCAGUGUGAUGAGCACUGUAUCCAGGGAGACAACUGCUUCCCCAUCAUGUUCCCGCGCAAUGACCGCAAGGUGAUGACUCAAGGGAAAUGCAUGCCUUUCUUCCGAGCUGGGUUUGUCUGCCCCAAUCCACCUUACCAGUCUUUGGCCCGAGAGCAGAUCAACGCCCUGACCUCCUUCCUGGACGCCAGCUUAGUGUACGGCUCUGAGCCCAGCCUGGCCAGCCGUCUCCGUGACCUCAGUAGUCCGCUGGGCCUCAUGGCCGUCAACCAGGAGUUCUGGGACCACGGGCUGGCCUACCCACCCUUUGUCAACAAGAAGCCGAGCCCCUGUGAGGUCAUCAACACCACUGCCCAAGUGCCUUGCUUCCUGGCGGGUGAGUUUAGGCUGGGAACAGAGGCGCCCAAGGACAAGGGGGUUAUCCUGGGGACUGAGAGCAGAGGGAGGCCAGAAAAACUUCACGAGGCCCCUGGGCAGCCUCUGGGGAGGCUUUACCAUUGUUCCUUCUCAUCAUCUUCUACAAAAACACACACCGAGCCACCACCGCCCCGGGCACUGUCCAGGACUGGCAGAAGGGCCCAGGUGAAUACAGAAUCUAAGAACGUAUGUUCACUGUAAAAAUAAAUAAGAAAAUUCACAAGA